Messenger RNA from Effrenium voratum, 1113 nucleotides. NCBI's taxonomy places the organism in Eukaryota, Dinophyceae, Suessiales, Symbiodiniaceae. The record is from the annotation of a GenBank genome assembly.
AUGGGUGCUUCGGAAAGCGCAUCCGCCAUGCAGGCUCGGCGUGUCCAGCUCGAGUUGAUUGGUUGGCUACAAGCCGCAGUGGCUUUUUCUGGCUUUCCAGUACAGCUCGAAAGCGUGCUGGACUUCCAGUCCACAGGGCUGUCCAGGCACUUCACAGACCUGGCGUCCUUAAGGGAGCUGUGCUCUCGGAGUGUGAUUUGGAGCUGGUCGAGCUGGGACUUUGCGUCGUCGAAGCUGCACGAGAGUCAGGAAAUCGUCAAGAAGGCCAUUCGAGACGCAGAAGUGUUGCAGCAGACCAUUCGCACUUGCCCUCCUUUGGCCAUGAAGCUGAUGCUCCUCUUCCUGGAGCACUUCUUCAUGCACGGAAUUCUGGAGGAAGGGCUGCAAGAAGCGAAUCAGGUGCAUGUCACCUUCAACAAGGUCAAGGCGUGGCUCCUCUAUGAGGCGUUGCCUCAGGAGGACCCGGAGGAGGUCUUGGCUGGCUGGGAUCUUGCUGGUACAGAGGCAAAGGUGUUCAACCAUUACAAGAACUUGUGGCGAGCUGUCUACAGCCGGGACGCCGCACAGCGCGACGGUGAGGCAGAUGCGCCUGACUUCAUUGCCAUGGCCAUUGAGGAGAACAGGCAAGGACGAAAAGGCCGCUCAGAGACCUUCUACAAGAUGUGUCCCCAAGCAGAGCCUGCCGAGCUCGUCAGUGUGUUAGAGGCAAAGGGAGCAACCCUGGUUGAAGGCGCAAUGCCCACCAAGAUGCGGCUUAUUGGCAACAGCCUCUCCGUUUACUGGCAGGCUCGUGGUUUGGCUGAGCUUCUUGGAGCAGCCUUCAUGACCAGCAGCGGUCAAGAGUCAGCCGGGCGCUUCACGGACUUCCUGCCGCGAACCAGCAGGCAGAAAGAAGCUUGGAGAAAUUCUUCCAAAGAGCUCGACAUAGCCUGCAGAGCGUGCCCGACACGGGAGGACUGGAGGUGGCCGCAUUCAUGCCUGGGCAGCUGGUUUUCGGCUCUGCCCCUGGUGCGAGCAGAGACGCGUCGAGCCCUGCGCAAGAGUGGUGCAGAGGCAGCUGUCUCCAAGUUCUUGCUGCGGCAUGAUGUGCUUCCCGCACUUCAACAGCUCUGA